AUGGGUCGAUCAGCGAUUCGCAAUAUCUGCAAAGUCUCACUCGAUGAGCCUGCAGAAAGUCAGCCAAAACUUCACAACAGAUGGCACCCGGACAUUCCAUUCGCAGACACCAUUAAGAACGGCGAAACUGUCAAGAUAGAAUGUGUUGAUUGGACUGGAGGUCAAAUCAAAAACGAUGACAGUGCGGAUGAUGUGAAAAAUGUCGAUUUGACAAAGAUCCACUACUUAUCUGGACCAUUCGAAAUCGAGACAGCCGAGCCAGGAGAUGUGUUAAUUGUUGAGAUUAUGGAUGUGCAGCCGCAUCAGGAGCAUCCGUGGGGUUUUACAGGUGUCUUCGCUAAAGAAAAUGGAGGUGGUUUUCUGGAUGAAAUUUACCCAACGGCAGCUAAAGCUAUCUGGGAUUUUGAGGGGAUUUACUGUACUUCACGACAUAUCCCACAUGUCAAAUUUCCUGGUUUGAUACACCCGGGAAUUCUCGGCUGCGCACCAUCCACUGAGAUUCUGGCCACUUGGAACAAACGUGAGGGGGAACUGAUUGCUGCGAACAAGCUGGACAGAAUUGUUGCCCAACCACCAAAUCCUCUAAAUGUACAUGCAGGUUCGGCUUCCGAGGACAUCAAAGCAAAGGUUGGUCGCGAAGGUGCAAGGACAAUCCCAGGUCGGCCUGAACAUGGUGGAAACUGCGACAUCAAGAAUCUUAGCAGAGGAAGCAAAGUGUACCUCCCAGUACACGUUAAAGGGGCCAAAUUUUCUGUUGGAGAUCUCCAUUUCUCCCAGGGUGACGGUGAAAUCUCGUUCUGCGGUGCCAUCGAGAUGUCCGGUGUCAUUACCAUCAACUUCAAAGUAAUGAAAAAUGGUAUCGCUGAUCUUGGCAUGAAGUCACCUCUUUAUAUACCUGGUCCAGUCGAACCACAUUAUGGACCAGGAAGAUAUCUUACCUUUGAAGGAUUUAGUGUGGACCAUCAUGGCAAACAGCAUUACAUGGACGUCACUGUGGCCUAUCGUGAGACCACAUUGCGUUGCAUUGAGUACCUUCACCGUUUCGGAUACUCUGACUACCAGAUAUAUCUUCUCUUAUCUUGUGCUCCAGUUCAAGGUCACAUUGCUGGAAUAGUGGACAUCCCAAAUGCAUGCACGACUCUUGGCCUGCCAAUGGAUAUCUUUGACUUUGAUAUUUCUCCUUCGGGUCCUGCAAAGAAAAUGGAUAUGGGUAGCUGUGCCUUUGAGACCGGUGUCACCAAGGGCAAGGUUACGCAGGGUGGCGAGAACAGCGAACACAGCUGGGGCGGAGGUCUAACAUUCAAGGAAUAG
Molecule: messenger RNA, 1311 nt
Organism: Sclerotinia borealis F-4128
Lineage: Eukaryota; Fungi; Ascomycota; Leotiomycetes; Helotiales; Sclerotiniaceae
Source: the annotation of a GenBank genome assembly